GGGCCGGGUCUAGUGUCGCGAGCAUGCCAAUAGAUGUGUAAAGGCUGUGGGAGAUGGGUCUCCGGGGUCCUUGGUCUCCGGCUGAUGGAAUCUGGGAAGUCCGAAACCACCAUUUUAGAAUCAGGCUUGGAACGGGCUAAAAACACCACCUCGCAAGCCCAGCUAAUGCCCCGCCCUCCACGCCGGAGGUCCGGAAGCGGACGUGAUGGAUACGGAAGUAGCCUGCUGUUGCCGAGGGGACGGGACGGGCAGAUGCCAACAUGGCAGCGGUUGGGGUUGGCGGAUCAUCCGCGGCGGCCGGGCCAGGGGCCGUGUCCGCGGGCGUGCUGGAGUCUGGGUCCGCUACAGCGGCUCACCGGCGCCUCAAGUACAUAUCCUUAGCUGUGCUGGUGGUCCAGAACGCCUCCCUCAUCCUUAGCAUUCGAUAUGCUCGCACCCUGCCUGGGGACCGCUUCUUUGCCACCACCGCUGUAGUCAUGGCUGAAGUACUCAAAGGUGUCACCUGUCUCCUGCUGCUCUUCGCACAGAAGAGGGGUAAUGUGAAGCACCUGGUUCUCUUCCUCCAUGAGGCUGUCCUGGUGCAGUAUGUGGACACACUCAAGCUUGCUGUGCCGUCUCUCAUCUAUACCUUGCAGAAUAACCUCCAGUAUGUUGCCAUCUCCAACCUGCCAGCUGCCACUUUCCAGGUGACAUAUCAGCUGAAGAUUUUGACUACAGCACUGUUCUCCGUGCUCAUGUUGAACCGCAGCCUCUCACGCCUGCAGUGGGCCUCCCUGGUACUGCUAUUCACUGGUGUUGCGAUUGUCCAGGCACAGCAAGCUGGUAGCGGUGGCCCUCGGCCACUGGAUCAGAAUCCCGGGGCAGGACUAGCAGCUGUCGUGGCCUCCUGCCUCUCCUCAGGCUUCGCAGGGGUCUACUUUGAGAAGAUCCUCAAAGGCAGCUCAGGUUCUGUGUGGCUGCGUAACCUACAGCUAGGCCUUUUUGGCACAGCACUGGGCCUGGUGGGGCUCUGGUGGGCUGAGGGCACUGCUGUAGCCCAUCAAGGCUUCUUCUUUGGGUACACACCUGCUGUCUGGGGUGUGGUACUAAACCAAGCCUUUGGUGGGCUCCUGGUGGCUGUCGUUGUCAAGUAUGCUGAUAACAUCCUCAAGGGCUUUGCCACCUCCUUGUCCAUUGUGCUGUCCACUGUUGCCUCCAUUCGCCUCUUUGGCUUCCACCUGGACCCUUUAUUUGCCCUGGGCGCUGGGCUGGUCAUUGGUGCCGUCUACCUCUACAGCCUCCCCCGAGGUGCAGUCAAAGCCAUAGCCUCCACUUCUGCCUCUGCCUCCGGGCCCUGCAUUCACCAGCAGCCUCCUGGGCAGCCACCGCCACCGCAGCUGUCUUCUCGAGGAGACCUCAUCACGGAGCCCUUUCUGCCAAAGGUUGGGGCACUGCUAUUCCAGGCUUUUCCCCACGACCCUCUGCUGGAGAUGUCCUGUCUCUCAUGCCUGGGACAGUUCAUCCCAGCCAUCCUGCAGACUGGACAAAAGCCCUGCAGCUCUUCAGUAACGACUAAUGACUACCCGUGGGGUUCCAUUUCCUAUUGUGUGAGGCCUUCUCUCCUGCACCAUCACCCUGGAUCAUGUCAACAGCUUGGUCUCUGAUGUGGCUUUUGGGCAGUUUCUCUGGUACAGAGACCCUUGAAGAUCGGCCUGUUGUAAGUGCCUGGAGUGAGGAGAGAGGCACAAGCUGAGAAUUUUGCAUCAGCUCAUGUUGGGGAGGGUGCAAUAAGCACCAUUCGCUGUUCAGUAGUUUGGGCAUUUGUGAUAAUCAGAUUACUAAUGAUCCAGAGUGUUGGGGAAAUGGGGAGGGGAAAUCCUGAAGUGGCUGAAUCUUACGUAAUUGAAGAGACGGAUGAAGGAUUGAUUAUCUUCUGAAACAUCCAGAGAGGAAAAAUAAAGCUGCCAGUCCCACCCUCAGCCCCAUUGGCCGUUUAAAACACCCUUACUUCAUGGCGGGUGUCAGAAUUGAUGAGUCAUGGAACCUGCACCCCCGCACUCCCCAAAGCUUAUUAACUCCUUAACUGUAUCCCAGAUGUGUGUGCCUGUGUGUGUGUGAGUGAAUGUACGCACGCGUGUGCAUAAAUACACGCAUGGAAGGUGCCUGGGCUGUCUUUGCUAUUGUAAAUAGGGCCAUUGGAUCUUUAUUUUUGAUUAAUUUGUUCUGAUUUUUGGGAGGGUGUUGUUUUCUAAGGAACUGUAAUGGACAUGUCAGGAUACCCAAUGCCAAAUAAAGAUGUUGUAUUUAUUUA
Alexandromys fortis (reed vole) is the source of this 2290-nucleotide messenger RNA. It is a transcript of the gene Slc35a2, whose product is annotated as solute carrier family 35 member A2. The record is from RefSeq and is a predicted model, not a curated record. The coding region runs from base 261 to 1643 and encodes 460 amino acids. The transcript has 5 exons. Gene Ontology annotation, cellular component: Golgi membrane. Gene Ontology annotation, biological process: pyrimidine nucleotide-sugar transmembrane transport. Gene Ontology annotation, molecular function: UDP-galactose transmembrane transporter activity. Lineage: Eukaryota; Metazoa; Chordata; Mammalia; Rodentia; Cricetidae.